UACUACUACUACUACUACCACCACCACUGCCGCCACUGCCACUGCCACUGCCACCCAAGGCCGCUGCUCACCCACCUCGAGUCGGCAUAAUCCACACUUGCACAAACAUGUCCUACUACAACGACGCGUCGUGGAGCGCACCAGCUCCUGGCCGACAGCCCUCGUGGGAGCAGCCCCCACCCCCUUCGCGUUCAGGCACCAGCUCCACCGUCAACAGCGAAGUUGCUAAUGCCUACGCUUCCCAGCUUGAGGAAGUCGACCGCGCCAUCGAAAACCUUGCCAAGAGCGGGAAGCCGUUUGGCCCUGGAUUCCCUCCUACGCCCAUGGCCGCUGCCCGCCGCGAGUCCAUGCCCAUGAUGGGCGGCGGCCCUCGCCCAUACCCCGACUUCGACCAGCAGCGCAUGGGCGGCCCUCAGCGCCAUCACUCCAUCAGCGAGUACGACGGCUCCCGCUCACACUCGGCCUCCAACGUGCAGGGCUUCUACCAGAACCAGCGCUAUGCGCCCAGACCCAACGAUGCAGACCAGAUGGCACAGGCAAAGCGACGGAUGGCUGCGCAGCGAGAGCGAGAGCUGCGCAACUAUCACCAGGAGCAGCAAUACCACAGAAACGUUUCGGGCUCAGGCUCCAAGUCGGAUCGCUCCAUGAGCCCCAAUGCCAUGAAUGAAGACGAGCGCCGCGAACUCAUCGCCCGCCAGCACCGUGCUUUGUAUGGCGAAACCUCCACACUGUACAGCAACAACAAUAGCAACAACAACCCCACCUCGAGCCAGGACGUUCGCGUUCAGACGUCGGGCGCCGGCCGCGGCCCCUCGCCCCUCGCCUUUGACCCCUUUGGCAUGCAGCCCCAGAGCGGAGCGGGCGAAGGUGCCGUCCAGAUGCCCCCGCGGGACAAGGAUGCCGCUAGCACCGCCCAGGAUGCUCGUGCCAAUAGCACCUCUUCGCCGUCGACGACUCAGGCCCCGGCCUUUAACCUGUUCGACGCCCAACAGGCUAGCCGCACCUCGACCUCGUCGCCUGGUGGCUCUCCACCCGUCCCAGGACACAAGUCCAACGGAUCGGGCGUCGCCCCCAUUGGCACCCGGCCCCAGAACCAGAACCUGCACCAGCCGGGCGGUGCUGCCAUGGGCAAGCGUGCCAACUCGCCGCUGCCCUCGCCGCUGGGCUACAACUCGUACAAUGCGAGCGAGCAGAACAACAUGGCCACGGCCUCUUCUGCUUCAAUGAAUCCUUCUUCAACCGUUACUGACAAGGGCGUUGGUAUUUGGAACAAUGGGCCCUGGAGCAACACCCCCACGCAGGGCGUGCAGGCGUCGGUCUGGGGCUAGAAAACGGAGUUUUGUUUUGGCGAGAUAUGAUGCACAUCCGGAGUUACUGCAUUUCAGGUGUCCUAGGCAUACCGUGUCGGUCUUUUUAAACAACUACCAUAGGCGGAGCAGUUCAAUGGGUGGGUUGGGGCGAAUCUUUCCGGUGCUUUCAAGGUGCACGACCAGCAUGGCCUGGCCGCUUGGUCUGGGUCUUGCUGAGAAUUAGAUACCUUUUUGCGAGCGGGUACACUGGUGUUUUUGUCGGCAGGGUCAAGGGGCGGGGCAUGGGUUGGGUCAUUGGAGGGAGGGGGGGGGGGCUUUGCAGGAGUUUGCUUGUGCAUGUUUUGCAGUUAUUGGUCGCUAGCUUUUCGAUGCGGGUCAAGAGCAUCUGCACCAACCG
Exserohilum turcica Et28A is the source of this 1707-nucleotide messenger RNA. RefSeq lists its product as uncharacterized. The coding region runs from base 108 to 1328 and encodes 406 amino acids. NCBI's taxonomy places the organism in Eukaryota, Fungi, Ascomycota, Dothideomycetes, Pleosporales, Pleosporaceae. The record is from RefSeq and is a predicted model, not a curated record. The transcript is spliced from 5 exons.